ACCAACUUUAGCUUACCAAGCUCUGCAACAAUGGUGGUCGACAUGGUUUUACUGCGUGAGCUAUUCACAGCUACAAUCCUAUUCUUCAUUACCCAAUACUUUAUCCGCCACAUCGUCUCCAAUCCCCGCCGUCUCCCUCCAGGCCCAAAAGGCUGGCCAGUCAUCGGCGCUCUGCCACUGCUCGGCAAAAUGCCUCACGUUGCCUUAUUUGAUUUAGCCCAGAAGUAUGGUCCAGUCAUGUACCUCAAGAUGGGCACGUGCGGCAUGGUGGUGGCGUCUACCCCAGAUGCUGCUCGUGCCUUCCUCAAAACACUAGACCUCAACUUCUCCAACCGCCCACCCAACGCAGGCGCCACCCACCUCGCUUAUGAUGCCCAAGAUAUGGUGUUUGCCGACUACGGGCCUCGUUGGAAGUUGCUCCGUAAGUUGAGCAACCUCCAUAUGCUCGGUGGUAAAGCGUUGGAAGACUGGGCCAAUGUACGUGGCGCUGAACUCGGUCACAUGAUACGAGCCAUGUGCGAGUCGAGUCGUCGUGGUGAACCCGUUGUUGUGCCCGAGAUGUUGACUUAUGCUAUGGCUAAUAUGAUUGGUCAGAUCAUGCUGAGUCGCCGAGUUUUUGCUUCAAAAGGUGAUGAGUCGAACGAGUUUAAGGACAUGGUGGUUGAGCUCAUGACAUCGGCCGGGUUAUUCAAUAUCGGUGAUUUUAUCCCUUCGAUUGCAUGGAUGGAUUUGCAAGGUAUUGAAGGAGGAAUGAAGAAACUGCAUAAGAAGUGGGAUAAUCUCAUUGCAAAGAUGAUUAAGGAGCACAAAGCAACCGCUCAUGAACGAAAGGGGAAACCCGAUUUUCUCGACGUGAUCUUUGCGAAUCGGGAAAACUCGGAAGGCGAGAGACUCUCCGACAUCAACAUCAAGGCCCUCCUCUUGAACCUCUUUUCGGCUGGAACAGAUACAUCAUCGAGCAUAAUUGAGUGGGCACUAGCAGAGAUGAUGAAGAACCCAUCAAUCCUUGAAAAAGCCCAUGCCGAAAUGGACGAAGUGAUCGGCCGGAACCGCCGUCUCGAAGAAUCCGACAUCUCAAAGCUUCCAUACCUCCAAGCUAUCUGCAAAGAGACUUUCAGGAAACACCCAUCAACACCAUUAAACCUCCCUAGAGUUUCUACUGAAGCUUGUGAGGUGAAUGGGUACUACAUACCUAAGAACACAAGGCUGAGUGUUAACAUAUGGGGUAUUGGAAGAGACCCUAAUGUGUGGGAGAAACCAAUAGAGUUCACACCAGAGAGAUUCUUGAGUGGAAGGAAUGCUAAGAUUGAUCCUCGUGGGAAUGAUUUUGAGUUAAUUCCAUUUGGAGCUGGGAGAAGGAUUUGUGCAGGAACUAGAAUGGGAAUUGUGUUGGUGGAAUAUAUAUUGGGAACACUUGUUCAUGCUUUUGAUUGGAAGGUUCCAGGAGGAGCUGAUGCGUUGAACAUGGAUGAAGCAUUUGGGUUGGCUUUGCAGAAAGCUGUGCCACUGGCGGCCAUGGUCACACCUAGGUUGGCACCUACUGCUUAUGCAACUUGAUGGGUUUGGUUUGG
Messenger RNA from Telopea speciosissima, 1571 nucleotides. Its product is annotated as flavonoid 3',5'-hydroxylase 2-like. The record is from RefSeq and is a predicted model, not a curated record. Gene Ontology annotation, molecular function: heme binding; oxidoreductase activity, acting on paired donors, with incorporation or reduction of molecular oxygen; iron ion binding. The transcript is spliced from 3 exons. Lineage: Eukaryota; Viridiplantae; Streptophyta; Magnoliopsida; Proteales; Proteaceae. Bases 31 to 1557 code for a protein of 508 amino acids.